Eupeodes corollae is the source of this 4886-nucleotide messenger RNA. It is a transcript of the gene fs(1)K10, whose product is annotated as DNA-binding protein K10. The transcript has 2 exons. The coding region runs from base 145 to 1122 and encodes 325 amino acids. Lineage: Eukaryota; Metazoa; Arthropoda; Insecta; Diptera; Syrphidae. The record is from RefSeq and is a predicted model, not a curated record.
UAUUGUGUAGCUUUAAAGCCGACAUUUUUUCGCAGAAAAUAAAUUUAUUUGUACCUAGUACCUUAUUGAAUCAAUCAAUCAAAACUACGAAUUUUUAAAUUGUAUAAAAUAACAUCAAUUUCAUUUGAUGAUAAUUUAAUCAACAUGGUUUCUAAGAGCGGAUUCAUGCCCAAUGUCCGGAGGCAACACUUGCCAAGGGCUGCUAAAAUGUUUAAGCAAAACUUGCCAUUAAACGGCCCGAGUGGGCUGAACGUUUUGUUUAACGCCAGUCAAAUACCAGACAAUCCAGGCUACAUGGACUUCAAUAAUCCAACACCUCCGAUUGCCGCCCCUAAUUCAGGUAUUAACAAAAAAAUGACUCACCCAACAGGGGGUGGCCGACCACAAAGAAAUAUGCCACCAUCAAGGAAUAUAGUCGAAACGCACCGAAGCAACUGGGUAGGUGCCCGCAAUGGUCGUGGUGCACCUAUAAGACAUAACCAUCCGAAGUUCGGUGGAAGAGGAGGAGGAGGAAACAGACAGUUCAAUGGCAUGGACAUGCCACGCAGACCUAUGCCACCGAUACCGCCCAUGCCGAUGCGAGGACCAAUGCCGCCGAUUCCCUUGGAUCCUAUGGUUAUGGGACCCGUUCUGCCACCUGUAAUUCGAAACAGCAUGGUAGGUAUUCGACCAGGACCCCCUAUGCCACCGAUCCCACCACCAAUGAUGCGACGAUCACGGAACGCACCUCCACCACCCAUUCGACGUCCUAACAACGCCGUCGUACCAUCCAGAAUCAUGAAACACAAAAGAAAUAGCAAACCAAUAAAGGCGUCAAGCGCGCCGAUCAAAAGUGAUGUUCCUUCGAAGAAAACCCUCAAAGAAAUUAUCAACCAAUAUCCAUUGGACAAGCCGUGGGUAACCGACGAAAUUCGACAGGAACACACGAAAAAAGAGGACAUAGAAAACAAAUUAAAGGGCAAAAAGAAUGAUGAGCUUUUUGCAGCUUUCAAAGUUCAACGUGACAAGUUUGUAGCUCUAUACGAAGCUGCCCGCAAUAAACACUUGGAGGAUGCCAAAUCAAAGGAUAAAGAGACGGGACCGGACAAAAAAACCGCUGAUAAUCAGAAAAAAAAUAAUUAAAAAUAAUCAUGCACUCUUUUAAAGUUUUAAACUCUUGAAAUAUUUUUUUAACAUUCUCCCAAAUUGUUUAUUUUUUAAAAUAUUUUAAAUUUCAAAAUUCAAGAGUCAAUAAAUCCAAAUUAAAUUUAAAACAAAUAACAUAAAAAAAAAAACUGAAAAUAAGUUUGCAAUAUUUUAAGUUGCAUAAUUAUAUCAAUUUAUUUAAGCAUAAAGAAUCAAAGUUUGUUUUGUUGUCGAACAAUAGACGUUGUAAUUAAGUUAAAAUCAUAACAAAGUAUUAAAAACAAUUUCCUAUAACUUGACAAGCAUUUUUAUUAAGAACACAUGAAUUAAAUUAUUAUUUAAAUACAAAAUUUGAAGAAAAAUUAAAAAUUCAAUUGAAUUGAUGAUCAUCAUUUUAAAAAAAGCUUGAAUUUUUUUCUCUUAAAUAAAAUUAUAAUUUUAGUUUAAUUCGCUGCAAGAAAAAACAAAACAAAAACUAAAGAAAUGCAACGUUUAAGUUUUCGUGUAAUAAAGUCCAAAUCAUAUUGUUUCAUUGAGAAAACAGAAUGGAGUUGAUAUUUUGGAAUUAUUCAAAUUGUACGUGUAAAUUAAAAAAAAGGUCAGCAACAUUCAUUAUCGGAUUAAUUUUGUGCACUUUCAUUCGGGUUUCAAAAUUGAACAUAAAAAAGAAAUCAAAACUGAAAUUGAAAUUAAAUUUAUUAUAUGGUUUGUGGAAGGAAUUUAUUUAGCAAAUAGGAAUUUUUUAUUUUACUCUUUCUAAUUUGAGAUAUAAAUAUGUGAUUAGCAAUUGGGAAAUUGUGCAUUCUGGAACAAAUUUUGGAAAGCUGUUUUUAUUCAGAGUCAAAGGGUUUUUUUAAUAGGGUUGUUCCCGUGGCGUGAUGGUUAGUGUGUAUGACUGUCACGCCAGAGACAUCCCUGCCUGUGUCACCUAAAGGUUUUUUUUCAGAAAAAGUGCUGUUAAAUCAGCCCUUCGGAUUGUAGGUUUCAUUACUCACAUGCAGGAAUGAUUAAGAGUUGUAAGUCACAAGGCCCUGUAGCGCUCACUAAUUUAUUUAUAUAUACAAGUAAUCUAAGUAUGACCAAACUGUGUUCCUCAUCACUACUAGCCUUUUCUUUGUGCAAUUAUUUAAUAGUCAUGGAAAGCUGUCGGUUACAGAGUUGGUGGCUUGAAGUGGUAUCUUUAGAAAAUCAGUCCAUCCUUUCUGUCUCAACGCUGUUGACCGCUCCAAAAAAUAUUGUGUUUCUAUAAUUAUCUGCUAUCAAAAAGCAACACUCUACUCUAACCCACCUGAUAAUUAACAAUUCUUACCGAAAAUCUAAGCUUUCUUCGCUCCCAUCUUGAUAAUCACCUACAGAGUACAUCUAAUGUUAUUAUUAUACCCUAUGUUGGAACACAAAGCUCAUUACCUCUUUGCGAAAAAUUUUAAAUAAGAAACAUUUUGCAUUCAAUCUCUGACACUAUUUGCACCAACAAAUGAGCAUCAAGACAAUGCAAAAAUGUAAAUAAAGCAUCAUGCUAAAAUUGAAUGGAAUAAGUUUAACGCAUGACGUAGUGCAAGGCGAAAACACCUGGGAAAAUAUUAAUCUCCCUUCCCUGAUGGCAUUGAAAGUUCUCAAGUUUCUUAAAGAAAUAAACAUAGCGCAAGAAUUUCUUACAGUGCUUUAAGGGAUCUACAAUGGAUCUCGAGUACGCAGUGCAUCUGCACCAAACUUAAUUCAUUCAUUCAUCACACAAAUUAGAAUGUUCAAAAAUUGUAGAAAUGGUUAGGAACUAUAAAGUGUAUGUACAAGAGCCUUAUCUAAAUUAACGACGAAAUAAUAAGAAAAAACGCCUUUUCGUUUGUUUUAUUUCAUACUAUUUGAGAUGUUUGAAAUAAACUACCAACAAUUCUCUGGCAUUAAUCUUAAAUAAAGGUCUUGAACUAAGCUUUCCAACUUUGUACAACACAUUUAAGGGCACUAGAAAGGCAGCUAUGUCAUUUGUAUAUUUUGAAGUCUGUUAAGUUCUUCAAAAGUGACCAAUACAGUCACUUCUGUGGAAUAUUGUUGCACUUAAUGUUUGCUGUAGAUGAACAAUUUGUUGUCAUAUACUGGCUAAGCCCCAUGAUUUACAGCUAUGUGUUCAUACAAAUAAAAUUAUGUACUUGGUUAAGUAUCCAACGACAUACAAAAAAUCAAAUGGUGUGGCGCAACAGUCCGUUGUGAACCAGGGCCUAGUGACUUACAACUCUCAACCAUUCCUGUGCGCGAGUACUGUUGUCAGGAAUGGAAGGGACCUACAAUUUAAGGCCGAAUCCGAACGGCUAGUUUGAGAAAGCACUUUUUCAUGACUAGAAUUACUCUUGGAGAAUUUGUCAAUUCCUCGCAAGAGGCAGUACCCGCGAAAAUUAAUUUUUUUUUUUUAAAUUAAGGUGGCACAGGCAGGGAUUGAACCCUAGACCCCUUGCAUGACAGUCCAACGCACUAACCAUCAUGCCACGGUUACUACUAACGACAUACAUACAUACAUAUAUCUGUAUUAUGAGCAAUAAGUAGUCCAAAAUGCCAGUUCUCCUUUCGUCCUUUAUUUUUUUCAUUUCCAUUAGCAUUGCUCUAAACAAAAAGUAGAUGGUACGAGGAUAGUCCCAGAAGUAUCCGACCUAACAAAGAAAACACACAAAAUUUGGAGAAAAACCUUGGUAUUUCUCUACUCUCCUUUUAGCUUUACACUUUUCCCAAUGUGUUCAAUAGCUUCGAUACCCUGUUAAAGUAAAAACCGUCGAGCUCCUCAAAAUAGCCAUCAACCGCAGACUCCACGUCUUCAUUGCUGGCAAAUCUUUUACCAUCGAGCCAUUUUUUCAAGUUUGGAAAUAGAAAAUAAUCCGAUUGGGCUAAAUCUGGCCAAAAGGGUACGUGAGGAAGGAAUUCGCGAUAUCAUAUCCAUGCUCACGACGCUGUUUUUGUUCAAUUGUGAGUAAUCGGGGCAACCGUCUUGCGCUCAGCUUUCUCAUGUCCAAAUUUUCAUUCAAUAUGCAAUGUAAACUACUUUUUGAAAUGCCUAACAUGUCUGUUAGCUUGCGCACUAUCAGUCGACGGUCAAUUAAUACCAUUUUGUGGAUUUUCUUCACCAUGUCUGGCGUGGUCACCUCAAUUGGUCAAUGUUUGAUGUUAAUACCGGCAGCUUUUCCCACCUCCUUUAAACUCUCCCACCCAAUAUUUUACUUUUGUAAAGAAGGAAUCUAAGCUCCGCUUUGAUAUUCGUUGGACUGAAGACGUUCAAGUGAAAGUAUCGUAUCACAUACCGAUGACCAAAUUUUUCCAUGUUUAUAUACUGAACAACGUAGCUAACGUCCGUCUUCAAAGUUUAGCUUAAUAAAGUUGAUACCCUACCAUAGUCAUUCUUUCAAGCAACAACCGCCAUCCAUUUUUCAGGUCGGGAACUUCAGAGAUUACCCUCGUAUCUAAGGUAUCAAAUGCAAACCCAAAUUGUGUACUUUUUACACUAAUCAAUCUUUUUUGCUUUGAAUAUAAAAUUAAGAAAUUCGCUGUAUUAUAUCGAGGCUAUUUUUUUAUUUUGGGAAACUUCACUUAUAUUUGUUUUUAGUCAAAACUGAAAGUAUGCAAUAAUGGUUUUUAGAAUUCUGAGUGAAUGUUGCAGCACCUUAACAAUAUAUUAUUUAUUUCUUUUAUUUGAAUAAUUUAUGUUUUAUUUUCCAUAAAUUUACUAAAACCUUAUAUUUACAUACAAAUAUAUUUAAAUAAAUGUUUAUUUAAAAUAGAAA